AUUGAAAUGAAUACGACAACAUCCAAACAAGGCCUUAUUGAUUCCUCGGAACAUUUUGCUUUUUCCGAUCCAGAAGCUCCGAGAUCAGCUAGCUCUUCGUUCAGUACUCAGUAAACUAGAUCGUGCUGGGCUAAAAGUUGAUAAAUUCCAUGCAUGCAGAUCGAGUGUGGUAGUAGAUCCGGACCCGUUAUGGGAAACCUAGCUGCAUGCCUGCAAACUCUAUAAAAGGCAGCUACCCCCCUGUGCUCCCAAACCAUCAGUCUUCCAUACUCCAUCUCCACGACAACGUGCAUCCACAGCUAGCAGGAGCUUGUUCACUGUUUUUAGAGAGAGAGAGAGAGAGAUCAAAUCAAUAGUAUAAUGGAGCGUGUGAUGCAGCUGGCGUCGGAGCGUGCGGUGGUGGUGUUCACGCUGAGCAGCUGCUGCAUGUGCCACUCGGUGACGCAGCUUUUGGUGGCGGACAUGAGCGUGAACGCGCUGGUGCACGAGCUAGACAGAGACCCUAGGGGCAAGGACAUGGAGCGCGCCCUGCUCAAGAUGCUCGGCGGCGGCAGGGGCUCCGCCGCCGUCCCCGCCGUCUUCAUCGGCGGCAAGCUCGUCGGCGGCACCAACAGCGUCAUGUCGCUCCACCUCGCCGGCGAGCUCGUGCCCAUGCUCAUGAACGCCGGCGCGCUCUGGGUCUAGCUAGACACCAGAUCGAGUACUACGGGUGCAUGCAUGACCAUAUAUAUAUAUAUA
Molecule: messenger RNA, 738 nt
Organism: Sorghum bicolor (sorghum)
Lineage: Eukaryota; Viridiplantae; Streptophyta; Magnoliopsida; Poales; Poaceae
Product: putative glutaredoxin-C14
Exons: 1
Coding region: 361-684 (107 amino acids)
Source: RefSeq, a predicted model, not a curated record